CGUCGCGGCAGCGCGGAGGCAGAGCGCGCGCGCAUUCGGGAGGGAGUCUGGUCGCGUGAGCCAUUGGGGUUCCCGCAUAACGGGAACAGACAACAAAACACGCAGGCGGACGGACCGGGAAAUAGGCAAGUGAUCUUCAACAAACAACAAAAAAAACAACAAAAACAAGAAAACAAGAAAACAAGAGAGACAGGAAAACAGAAAUCCAGCGGCGAAACAUUUUUUGUAAACGUUUCCAAGUUAUUUAUUUAUUUAUUUAUUUAUUCGCUUUAUUUAUUUUUUUGUAUCGAUUGAUUGCGUUUUAAUUAGCGGAGUGUGACAGAGCGGCGGUGGGAGGGGCGAAGCGCCGGCGAGCACGUUAUGUUGCCUUAUUAUUGACGUUUAUAGGUUUUAUUAAUAGAUUAGACUAAAAAUAACCACUUAAUGUGGCGAAUUUCGGAUAGAUCGGGCUGUGCGACUUUGAAUGUGGAUGUGCGAACGAUUGUGUAGCAUGUAGCUUGUGGAGAAGAGCAGAUCCAUAGCUAAAGACCAAAUAAAUGAACCAAAAGAACCAAAUGCACCAAAAUAUCCGAAUAAAACACAACAAGCACUGUUUUAUUUAUUUUUUUUGCAAGGGUCAGGACGUGAGCGCUUUUCUCUUCAUGCAAGAAUCUCUAAAUGCUGAGAUCUCCGGUUUUAUAGGCUAGCCAAAGUAAAGGCACGAUUAGGGAGGGAAAGAAGCGAACCGGAGAUUAUUAUUAUUAUUCACUGUCGAAUCUCAGCGAAUGAAUAAAAACACUCUGCUUUUUUAUACAGUAAGAUUUUGCAAAAAAAAAAAAAUCUAUAAUAUUUAGCCUAUAAUAAAGCGCGGUUUGGGUUCAGCAGGUGUAGCACUGGAGCAGUGAGUGUUAGAGCAGAUCAGUGGGAGUGUAUGUAUAGCCUGUAGUCUGUCCGCCUGUGUGUGGGUUUGUGUCUGAGCAGCUUCUGCUCUCAUCUCUAGGCUUAUUAUCCAGUUCACACGUGAAUGUACACAGAAUAAUAAUAAAAAAAGAAAAAAAUCUAUGAAAACGUGAGAAUCGGUCAGCAUUCCAGUGAGUUACUAUCACCGAGAAUAAACUUGGUGUACAAUGCCAAAGAGAUCCCAAACACAACCAAAGCCGAACACGACCGAGCACGAGGUGAAGACCUACACAUCCGACCUCAGCGACGAGGAAGAGACCGGCGACUAAAACAGACUGUGCUGUAGCCUAAUAACGCCAAAGCCGAACCACAAUAAUAAAAAAAUACCAGCGACUAGGAGAAGAGAAAAAAAACACACACACACACAUAUAUAUAUAACGAGUCCAGAAGAAAAGCCUGACGACGAAGGAGGAUCAUGUUUGUCCCCCUGCCGCUGCCGUUCGUCUUGCCCAGAACUGCCUCCGAGCUCCGUGCCUGGCGCCUCAAGUCUCCGCCGGCUGCGCGCGCGCUCUCCGAUAUCAGAAUGUCAAAGCCAAUAGAGGUUGAAAAUCCAGCGGCUGACUCUCCGAUGGAGAACACGGCAGAUUCAGAGAGGAAUGGUUCAGACUCCAGUAAUCAGAUUCCACCAAUGAAAAUCAGCCCCUUCUCACUCUCUCCAACACUAUGCGCCAGCAACAAGGCCAAGGUGGAGGAGUGUGGAGAGAUGUCUCCAGCUUCAGUCCAGGCCACGCCCACUCAAACACCCCUCCCACACACACAGCUGAUGCUGACAGGAAGCCAGCUGGCAGGAGACAUCCAGCAAUUGUUGCAGCUGCAGCAGUUGGUCCUUGUCCCAGGGCAUCCUUUGCCCUCCCCUGCACAGUUCCUUUUGCCACAGGCACAGCAAGGGCAGCAAGGGCUGCUACAGACACCAAAUUUGAUUUCACUACCUCAGCAAAACCAGGGGGGUCUUCUCAGUGCGCCUCCUGCACUCGGCCUACAAGCACAGAGAGACAAAGUUAUGGAGAGCAGUGUCAAUACGGUCACCCCUGUGACUUCUCAUGCCGAGGAACCAAGCGACCUGGAAGAGCUCGAACAGUUUGCCCGUACCUUUAAACAGAGGAGAAUUAAACUUGGGUUCACACAGGGUGAUGUGGGACUGGCCAUGGGCAAGCUGUAUGGAAAUGACUUCAGUCAGACCACCAUCUCCCGCUUUGAGGCCCUCAAUCUCAGCUUUAAGAACAUGUGCAAGCUCAAACCUCUGCUGGAGAAAUGGCUCAAUGAUGCCGAGACCAUGUCGAUGGACAGUACCUUACCAAGUCCCAGCUCUCUGUCCUCACCAUCUUUGGGCUUUGAGGGGCUGCCUGCCCGCCGCCGCAAGAAACGCACCAGCAUCGAGACCAAUGUGCGCGUGGCGUUGGAGCGCAGCUUCAGUACGAACCAGAAGCCUACCUCAGAGGAGAUUCUACUCAUCGCUGAGCAGCUCAACAUGGAGAAGGAGGUGAUCCGCGUCUGGUUCUGCAACCGUCGACAGAAAGAGAAACGUAUUAACCCCUCCAGCGCCACCCCUCCCCUGCCCAGCCAACCCCAGCCUGCCACACACAAACCCCCCUGCUACAGCCCGCACAUGAUGCAAGGUCAGGGACCGUCCCAGCCGGUUACCAGUCUCAGCACAGCAGCAACCACCAUGUCCUCAGUUUGUCCCUUGACCCCCACUGGUCCCUCCUCGAGCUCCACUCCUUCACCAGUGACUCCGUCUCCUCGCAGUGACGCAAGCCCUGUACCUGCCACUCACGCAUUAAAUCUGAACACAGGUUCGUGGCGUAACAAGAACGGUGACGUGUCUAACUACAUCACCGAUUUUGCUGCAAAUCUGAGGAAUACGGUGAUUGGAGUUAACACUGGAAUGAACCAAGCUCUGCGUGGCAGCAACCCAAUCGCCACAAUUCAAGGUUUGUUCGAAACUCUGGCGGCCAGUGGUGGUCAAACCACCAUUUCCAGUCUUGAAGGUGGCAGCAAGGUGCUGAUCGGUGGUUCUGGAGGACAACGGUCAGGACUCCCUUCUUCCCUCUUCCUCAACCACCCUUCACUGUUGCCCAUGGCAGCGGGCACAGCUCUGGGAUUGGGCAACUCGAUCGUUUCCAAAUCCGGCAGGCCUCUAUUCCCGGACGGCAUGAGUCCCUCCCCUUGCUCCAGCCCUGAUUCUUCCUGCUCUUCCAGCGACCUGCUACACAGCCCGCAUGAUCUGGGGAGCGGUCAAGAUUGAGCGACACUUCCAGGAAAAAAACCAAUCACAGGACCAGGAGGAGGAACCGAAACCUCCCGUCACAACCAAAGCAUCUCCGUCUCUCUUUCUUCCUUCGUCUUUGGCCGUUCACGCUUUCUCUCUUGCUCUCUCUCGCUCUCCUGAUGCCAAAAAUACACAAAGUGGAAGAGGGGAGAGAUGAAGAGACAGAGGUGAAGACGAGACGAGGCGAAGAGGAGAGAUUUACAUGUAAACCAAAAAGAUUCACCUGGAGGUCUAGUGGUGUGUGGUCGACUGAGCGCAGCCACUUCUCCACUGUUGUUUUUUUUUUCUCUCUCUAUCUCUCUCUUUUUCUGUUUCUCCGGAGAGUGUAAAGACAUAAAAGAAAAGACAAUAGAUACUGGUUUAAGAACUGCAGGAACCAGAGGAAAGAGCUGAUUAUUAAUGAUCCUUGAGCCAAAAAUAGCAAAACUAAAAACUUUUAUUUGUUGCAGAACGGCAGUCGGAUUUCAGCUCUGACCAGUCUGGAGAACUUUAAACCAAAAAAAAAAAAAAAAAAAAAUAUGAUAGAGGUGAACUUUAAUAGACUCACAGUGACAAAAAAGAGACAACCAUACCAAAAACCCAUAUACCAAAAAAUAACCAAAACCAAAAAUACGGAAGGAAAAGCUUUAUCCCGUGGACCUGUAAAUAGUCCAGCGUCCAGCACCAGACCCACACCAACGAUCCAGCAACCUCCCGCUCCAUCACUUCAUCCGACAUUCUGUCAUUUUGUCUGUCUACAUGUCAGUAUUUUUUCCCUAAGUCGUCAUUGUUUUUUUUUUUUAUUAGUGAAGAGGUGAAUUUCUAAGUAUUAGCUGUGUAUUGCUGUGCAACAGUGACUCAGAAGUGUCAAUGUUUUUGACUAGAAGUCUAGAUGUACAAAUCUCUCCCGCUUUCUACCUCUUUAUCAGGUUUCCUUCUCUCUAGCUUUAGUUCCCAUUCCAGAAGAAAAACAUCCAUACUUGAGUAGGUUUGUGUUUUGUUCUUUAACCCUCAUCACUGUCAUGUCGUAAUUUUCAGCUUCAUGUCUAUCAGCACCAAACAGGUGUGUUUGCGAAUGUCAUCAAAAAUCAUAUGUAUUUAAUACAAGGUCAGCUGGUGUUCCUGCAUGUUUGACGUCUGUGUCUCACGUUCAUGUUCAUUCUGUCUUAUUUCCAUUAAAAAAAAAAAAAAAACAACAACCACACUUUGAAUCCAUUAUCCACAUUUUUCAUCUCCUUCAUACUUGCUCCUUGUUGGAUACCAAAGUGACUCAUCACGGGUCUCUCACUGCGAUGCAGACGGAGAGCGGAAACCCCCUUCCCUCAGACGUGCUCCCACCUCUCACACACACACACACACACACACACACAUAUACACACAUCAGUGAGUGGACAUCGCUGGGGGAACUUUUGAGGAACGGGCGUUUCCAUUAUCCCUGGCACUUCAUGUAUGAAGUGAAUAAAAAAAAAAAAAAACUUUGCAGCCAACCAUAAUUC
Clarias gariepinus (North African catfish) is the source of this 4683-nucleotide messenger RNA. It is a transcript of the gene pou2f2b, whose product is annotated as POU class 2 homeobox 2a. Gene Ontology annotation, molecular function: RNA polymerase II cis-regulatory region sequence-specific DNA binding; DNA-binding transcription factor activity, RNA polymerase II-specific. Lineage: Eukaryota; Metazoa; Chordata; Actinopteri; Siluriformes; Clariidae. Gene Ontology annotation, biological process: regulation of transcription by RNA polymerase II. The record is from RefSeq and is a predicted model, not a curated record. The transcript has 16 exons. Bases 1355 to 3184 code for a protein of 609 amino acids. Gene Ontology annotation, cellular component: nucleus.